ACACAGCUGCAGGUGCUGGACGUCGGCGGAAGCGGAAACGGAAACCCCGCAGCGACGUGUCGUCUCCUCGAAGGUUCCUGAACAUUCACUCGGGGAUCGUGGUGGUUUGAUUCCCCACCUACUCCCCCUCGGUCACCAUGACGUCCUCCAUGCUUCGCAGACAAUUGAAGAACCUGGUCCAGAACUACUCUGAGGCUGAGGUUAAGGUGAGAGAGGCUACAUCCAACGACCCAUGGGGCCCGUCCAGCACUCAGAUGGCCGACAUCUCCGACCUGACCUACAAUGCCGUGGCCUGCAGUGAGAUCAUGACGAUGCUGUGGAAACGCCUGAAAGAUGACAGGAACUGGAGACACAUCCACAAGUCCCUGACACUUUUGGAGUAUCUGCUAAAGACCGGUGAUGAUCGCGUGCUUUUGAAAAUGAAAGACAACGUCUACAUCGUCAAGGCCCUCACAGAAUACCGCUUUGUUGAAAAAGAUGGCAAAGAUCAGGGUGGGAAUGUGAGAGAGAAAGCUAAGGUUGUCCUCGUUCUAAUGGAGGACGAUGAGAAACUUAAAGAGGAAAGAGACUUUGCAGUUAAGACCAGAGAAAAGACAUCAAAAAGUGCCGCAGCGUCAUCCUCAGAUGCUGUCAAGGAUGCAAGUUACAAGCCGUGCUAUGUUCCCGGAGCCACUGGGCUUCCGUCCUUAGACAACAUUCCCUCAGUGGCUGACUUAACCGCUUCCUUCACUGCCCGUAAAGAGGAGCGGGUCAGACAGGAAGUUGAGAAGAAAGAAACGGAGAGACGGGCUAAGAUGAGUGAAGACGAGCUGAAAUGGGAGGAUGCUGGCAAAGGUGCUGACGUGAAAGGCAAUGUGUGGGCAGGAGAAAAUGCAGAGGAGGAGAAGCAGGUGAAACCAGGCCCAUGGGGGCCCAUCAAGGAACCUAAAGAGGCCACAGCUCCAUGGGGUACACCCACAAGACCUGACGCAACCGACAAAGCACCUGGCAGUGAUCCUUGGGGUUCUCCGAGUACAGCGGAUGACGAUCAAUUUGCCACACCAAAAACUGAUGAAGAUCCUUUUGUAUCAACAAAAACUGAGGAAGAUCCUUUUGCUGUACCAAAGAAUGGAGAGGAUCGUUUUGUAGCUUCCAAAGAUGGGCCAGAUCCAUUCAAUGCACCGAAAGAUGACCCUUUCAGUGCCCCCAAAGACAAUGAAGAUCCAUUUACUUCAUCAAACAGUGAUCCUUUUAAUACACCUAAAGACGAUCCAUUCAGUGCUCCAAAGGAUGAUCCCUUCAACACCCCAAAAGACGAUCCAUUUAACACCCCAAAAGACGAUCCAUUUAACACCCCAAAAGAUGACCAAUUUAACUCCCCAAAAGAUGAUCCAUUUAACAACCCAAAAGAUGACCCAUUUAACUCCCCAAAAGACGAUCCUUUCAGUUCCCCAAAGAAUGACCCAUUUAACACCCCAAAAGACGAUCCUUUCAAUGCACCAAAUAAUGACCCAUUUAACACACCAAAAGAUGAUCCUUUCAACUCCCCAAAAGACGAUCCUUUCAGUGCCCCAAAAGAUGACCCCUUCACUGCACCAGCAUCAGCACCCCCUAAAGAAGACCCAUUUGCAGCACUGACAUCUCCUCAAGACCCUUUCAUUGCUCCCACAACACCGCCUAAAGAAGAUCCUUUUUCUGCAGCAGCCAAACCUGCUCAAGAUGACCCUUUUGCUGCCCCACCACCCAAAGAGGAUCCCUUCUCUACAUCAUCCAAACUUCCUGAAGAUGACCCUUUUACUGCGCCAACAACACCUCCUAAAGAGGAUCCUUUCUCUGCACCAACCAAACCUACAAAGACAGAUCCCUUCACUGCACCAACAACGCCCCCCAAAGAGGACAACUCAGAUCCCUUUAAUGCCUCUUCACCCAGGUCGCCCAAAGGUGGUCCAGGUGUUUGGGAAGCCCCUGCCAGCUCUCCACCCGCUACUGGGUCAGAUCCAUGGGGGGCACCAUCAGCUCCACCAUCAGAUCCCUGGGGAGCCACCUCACCCAUCAAUACGUCUGACCCGUUUGGAGAUGUCUCGAAAGCGGACAAUGACCCUUGGGGAGCCACAGCUUCAGCUCCAGCCAGUACAGAUGAUGCGUGGGGCUCACCUGCUCCACCCUCGGCCUCCUCACCAUCCAGUGACCCCUUUGGAGACGGAGCAUCUAAAGCCAACGAUCCGUGGGGUGCACCGAGCAGCGGAGCUAGCAAUGUCACAGGAAAGCGAACAGCACAAGAAGAGGAGAUGUACAGAAAGACUGCUCAGUUCUUGGGUUCAUCGGGCGCGUCGCUGGUCGAUCUGGAUGAUCUGUUUUCUUCUAAACCCAAACAACGCACUGUCACCGACAUGCCCGCUGCCCAGACGCAAGCCAUCGGCUCUUUCAAAGCCCCGGGCCUGUCGUUUGGCCGUGUGCUCAGCUCAGGUUCUGUUGCUGGAGUGUCCUUUCCUCAAACAUCAUCCCAACCCAGCAGGUUCCCUCUUGGCUCCACCUUUGCACCUUCCCGUGGUGCAUUUGCUCCCACUUUUGGAGCUGCCAAUCCUUCCAGUCAAACUCCCCGUAUGCAGCUGCCAUACCAGUCUCUGGGAGCGUCUUAUUCUGGCUUGAGCGUUCCCGUUUCUGUUGGAGGGAGUCAGUUGAUGGGACGUCACGUGGAGUCACCCCGUGGAGGAGUGGGAAUGGUCCCGAGAGGAAGUCCUGUGAGGAAUCCUUUAGCAGAUCCCACUGUGUCCAGUUUCUUUGGUGGGAGUCCUCAGACAGGAGUAGGUCAUGUGGGAGGAUUUACUCCACAGCCAGCAGGGGGAGCCCCAGUGCAGCCACAGCCAACGCCAAACAGCAGGACGGGUGAGACGGGGAGCAAAAACAGCAAUCCCUUCCAGUUCUGACAUUUAAAAUUGUCACAAUUUUAAAUAUAAAUGCGUGUUUUAUUUGGAUGAGUGUGUUAAAGAACCACACUGUGCAGUUUUCAUGUAUGUGUAGCUCAUAGGGGAGACAUAAGGAGACAGAUAAAGACUUGUGGCUCCCACGGUCCUUGAAUGUACCUUCCAAAAAGUGUGAUAGUACAAAUUAAGCCUCACUAAUGUUUGGUAGCCAUCUUAGUAACACCUUCAGGCAGCCAUUUUAGAAGAAGACUAGGCUCAUAUUGAUGAAGAGAGCCAUAACUUUUGCCCAAAAUAAGUUUAAGAAAACAAUAUUUAUAGCGCUGGAAUAUGUGUCGUACGCGGCUUCCUGAACGUAAUAUGAAUUAAUAUAUGAAUGAAUACAAAACAAAACCCGCUUCACCUUCAGCCCUUAAAUCUGGUUGCGUCCAACUCAUGAAACAGCCAAGGUUUUGAUGUGUACAGCGUAUGAUAUAUGUAUAUAUCUAUAGACAGGGCCGUAUAUGUGUGAAACUACCAAUGAUUUCAACCAAAUCUAUUGGAAAACUUAAUUUAUUUCAUGCAGUGUGAAGAAUCUGAGUGAGUUUGUGUGAAAAUUUCCCAUAAUAGUGUUGUGUAUGUAUGUGUGUGUAAGUGUGUGUGUGUGUGUGUGUGUGUGUGUGUGUGUAUGCAGUAUAUAUAUAGUGCUCAUGUAAAUAUGGGGAGUCACAGAUGUUCUGUAUGUGUUAAAAACAUAAAUGAC
Solea senegalensis (Senegalese sole) is the source of this 3642-nucleotide messenger RNA. RefSeq names its product epsin-1-like. The coding region runs from base 138 to 2906 and encodes 922 amino acids. Lineage: Eukaryota; Metazoa; Chordata; Actinopteri; Pleuronectiformes; Soleidae. Gene Ontology annotation, cellular component: plasma membrane; clathrin vesicle coat; endosome. Gene Ontology annotation, biological process: endocytosis. The transcript is spliced from 10 exons. The record is from RefSeq and is a predicted model, not a curated record. Gene Ontology annotation, molecular function: clathrin binding; phospholipid binding.